UGAGUUUUAUGAGUUUGUUCGAUUAAUUUUAUUUCAUUUAUUCAUUCAUUUCAUCGUUGUCGCCGUUAGGAUAAUAGAAUCCUCGUACGAUUGUUCACGUAUACGGUGUGUGUGUAACGUUUGCAUUAUAUUAGGGCUGCAGGAGAAUUAAUCAUACGGUAAGGAGAGGUUGAAAGAACGGAAAGGAGAACAGUACGACUUUUUUCAAUCAAUUAAUUUUUUUUAUCCGUUAAGGGGCGUGGAAAAGUUAACAUUCGGAUGUUUUUCGUGUGUUUGUUGUUUGCUAUUUUUAACGUACCUACGCCGCUCUGUGACAGCUUUCACCUAGAAUUACAACGAAUUCGCGAAAGAAUGUUGAAGUAACGGAGAAAUUUUGAAAACAUUCAGGGGACUUGCGGUAUAAUAACAUAUGACAUGAUAUGUGUAUGUAUAUAUGUAUAUAAUACAACAUGUACCCCGGAACGAUCAUUUUUGUAGAUGAUCAUGAUCGCGAGACAAGAUUGACCAUAGACAUGAACCUACUACGUUGUUAACCGAUUAAAAAAAAAAAAGUGUCUGUGUCUGUGAUCGAAAAGGCGAACAAAUUAAUAUAACGAGCGAUAAGACAACCUUUAAUUAUUGAGAUUUUGAAAGGGGAAUUAGAAACGAGGAGUGUUCGUGACGAAGACGCGGCAAAUGGCUAAAUACUAAAAAGAAAUGGAAAAAAAUAAAUUGAAGGAUAACGUGUUACGCGGACACUUGAUAAAAUCCACAGGCUUCGAUUCAACGUUGGAAGUCUAGUUUAUCGCCAUUUUUUGAAAUUUGAUUUUUUUUUUUCAAUCAAAUCAAUUUGUCGGUCACGUUAUCACGUCGCAAUGUGUUAUUUUCACUAUCAUUUUGAGUAAUGAGGUAAGGACGCCAUUAUAAUGAUAAUUGAAUAAUAUAAUCGAAAGAGAGGAGAAGAAAGCGAGUUUGGAAUUUCUAAAUUUUAUUUUUGUACAUAGAACGAGAGAAAUUGGAUUUUGACAACUCGACGACUCAAUUAGUCCUAGUAAUCAGGUUUGUAUUCUAAAGGUGUGUGCUUCCCUUGUGUACGAAAAAUUGAUGAAAAGGUGUAAUUAAUAUGAGUUCACCCGACAACCCAUCAAUCUAAUUGAAAUGAAUGAAAUCGUUUGUAGCUCAUCUGUAGACGAUCGUAGUGUAAUUAGAAUUGCUUGAUAGUGAAUCGACUUUUUUAAUUAAAUAACGAAAACCUGCUGACGUAACUGGCCGACAAUUACAUACAGGAUGUCCAAGAAAUCUGGAAACGGCUUAUAAUUAAUGAACUCAAGACGGUGAAAAAAACUGAGAAUUUUAAAUAGGUUUCUUUGAUGAUUUUUUCCAAGCAAUCGAAUGGUCAAAUCAGAUUUUGGACCCUAUGGCUUUGAAAAGGGCCCGUAGGUCUCAAAUUUGGAAUUUUCAUCAAAAACAUCAAAUUUUAUAGAUACAUGUAUAAUUUUCGGCUAGAUACAUGCGCAAGUUUUCAAUUAAAGAAGAUCGGCUCACUAUCGAAUAAUUCUAACUGCACUACAAACGUCAACAGCUGAGCUACAUAAUCGAUUUCAUUCAUUUAUAUCAUGCACUCAAAUUGAUGAUUUGUCAGCUAAACUCAUAUUAACAAAGCUAAUAGCUAAGAUCAUUGCAGUCCUCGACCCUCAUAUUCAUACUUUUGUUUUUAUUCUCAAAAUUUCGUCAAGUGUUUGGAAAAUGGGCUUCAGAACACAAUCACAAUAAGAUCGUCGGUAAGAAUUUUGGUUCAUAUUUUCUUUUUUCUAUACAAACCACCCUCUACGCUAUAAUAAACGUAAACUAAUACCGUAUUCAGACGUUUAUAUAAAAACAAUUUAUAUUUCUCAUAAUAAUGGAAAAUGAUAUUAUAACUGUCUGCAUGAAGACCAAAAAUGAGGAAUGCUAACAUGUACGGAAAUCAUCAGUAGUAGUCGUAGUAGUAAUAGUCGUAAUGGUCGUAAUGGUGGUAGUAGUAGUAGUAGUAGUAGUAGUAGUAGUAGUAGUAGUAGUAGUAGUAGUAGUAGUAGUAGUAGUAGUAGUAGUAGUAGUAGUGGAAAUGUUAAUAUUGCUAAUAACGCUAACAACGCUAAUAAUGCUAAUGAUAAUAAUAAUAUCAAUGAUGAUAAUACCAAUAACAAUAAUGAUAAUAGCAUUAUAACAAUAAUGGGUUUACUUAUAAGUAGUUAAGUAUAUGUAAUAAUUUAUCAAAAUUCAAGCCAUAUAUAUGUACAUACAAAUAGGUAGAAAAACAUAUAUAUGAUUUCUUUUCAUACAUCUCAUAUGAUUCUAUAGAUAAAUACAUCCGAUAUAUUAUAAUAAAAAUUAUUCAUACAUACAAUUAACGUGCACUUUUCCUAUUAUAUAUCUGUGCCUUAUACUAUUUUUAUAUCCACGUUCCCGUAUAUGGUUCACAUUUAUUAUGAACAUAAUCAAAUUACGCUCUUAUGAAAUGGGCAUUUAAAAAUGGACUAAUCAAAAAAACGAAAAACAAAUACAGUCACAUUAUGCGGAUGAUUAUAUGUUUCGCGUUCUGUUUCUCAAUUUUGUUUCUUCCUAAUUAAGUUGGUAUGAAAGAAAAAAAAAAUUGUACAUGAAACUUUUCUAUUCUG
Molecule: messenger RNA, 2636 nt
Organism: Athalia rosae (coleseed sawfly)
Lineage: Eukaryota; Metazoa; Arthropoda; Insecta; Hymenoptera; Athaliidae
Exons: 2
Coding region: 1927-2214 (95 amino acids)
Source: RefSeq, a predicted model, not a curated record